UGGCAUCAGUCUCACGAGUUCUUUAGUCUGACAAUCUAACCAAGUCAAAAUGUUCAAGAUCCUGCUUGUCUGCGCCCUUGUCGCCCUGGUGGCCGCCAACGAGAAUCCCGAGGUCAAGGAGCUGGUCAACGAUGUCCAAGCCGAUGGCUUCGUAAGCAAGUUGGUCCUGGACAACGGUUCCGCUGCUUCUGCUACCGGAGAUGUCCACGGAAACAUCGACGGAGUUUUCGAGUGGGUCUCCCCCGAGGGCGAACACGUCCGUGUGAGCUACAAGGCCGACGAGAACGGAUACCAGCCCCAGAGCGACCUCCUGCCCACUCCUCCUCCAAUCCCAGAGGCCAUCCUGAAGGCCAUCGCCUACAUCCAGGCCCAUCCCAGCAAGGAAUAAGCAAUCGACACGACCAGGACCCACAUUCGAAUCGGAGGUGCAACUCCAAAGACCUUGCCCUCUAACCCUUAGAAUUUAAACAGCAUGCAGACAUUAUAAAUGAUUAUCGAGUUAGGAAAUAAAUUCGAUACUCUUUGGCAACAAAUCUAUUUAGAUAUGGUCUUAAUUUCCCUGACGGCAGCAGGAGUUACCUUGUUUAUGGCUGAUUUAUUUUGGCCGAGGGAACAAACGCUGCUUCAGAUUAUCACGAACUGUCUGGAUGUUACGUGAUUGAUCUUAGCCAAUAGUAACCUGUUUAAUUAGCGAUACAUAAAGUGAAGACCAUCAAACCAGAUUUAGGUAUAAAUUCGGUCUGUUUAUUACAGUUUUAAAUGCAAUAAAAUAUUUCAUUAAACAAAAGUCAU
Messenger RNA from Drosophila melanogaster (fruit fly), 792 nucleotides. It is a transcript of the gene Lcp4, whose product is annotated as larval cuticle protein 4. Lineage: Eukaryota; Metazoa; Arthropoda; Insecta; Diptera; Drosophilidae. The record is from RefSeq and is marked reviewed. Gene Ontology annotation, molecular function: structural constituent of cuticle; structural constituent of chitin-based cuticle. The transcript is spliced from 2 exons. Bases 50 to 388 code for a protein of 112 amino acids. Gene Ontology annotation, cellular component: chitin-based extracellular matrix.